Messenger RNA from Daucus carota subsp. sativus, 1988 nucleotides. RefSeq names its product H/ACA ribonucleoprotein complex subunit 4. The record is from RefSeq and is a predicted model, not a curated record. The transcript has a single exon. Gene Ontology annotation, biological process: snRNA pseudouridine synthesis; rRNA pseudouridine synthesis; box H/ACA sno(s)RNA 3'-end processing. Gene Ontology annotation, cellular component: box H/ACA snoRNP complex. NCBI's taxonomy places the organism in Eukaryota, Viridiplantae, Streptophyta, Magnoliopsida, Apiales, Apiaceae. The coding region runs from base 82 to 1773 and encodes 563 amino acids. Gene Ontology annotation, molecular function: pseudouridine synthase activity; RNA binding.
ACCCUACUCAUCAUCCUCACUCAAACCCUCCCCAUUCUCCAAAACCCUAAUUUCCUAAACCCCCACCACCACCACGCCGCCAUGUCCGACAUGAAGAAAAAACCCAAAUCAAAAAUCGAGGAAGACGACCAAGACAAAACCCUCCAAACCACCGAUUACCUCAUCAAGCCCCAGUCUUUUACCCCAUCAAUUGACACUUCUCAAUGGCCCAUUCUCCUCAAGAACUACGAUCGUCUCAAUGUCCGUACAGGUCACUACACUCCACUCCCCUCAGGCUACUCACCACUCAAACGCCCCCUAGCUGAGUACAUUAGGUAUGGUGUGAUGAAUCUUGAUAAGCCUGCUAAUCCCUCUUCUCACGAGGUUGUUGCUUGGAUUAAGAGGAUUCUUCGUGUUGAGAAGACGGGGCAUUCGGGGACUCUGGACCCCAAGGUUACUGGGAAUUUGAUUGUUUGUAUUGAUAGAGCGACUAGGUUGGUGAAGUCACAACAGGGGGCUGGGAAAGAGUAUGUUUGUAUUGCUAGGUUGCAUUCUGGGGUGAGUGAUGCUGCGAAAGUGGCGAGGGCGUUGGAAAGUUUGACUGGGGCGGUGUUUCAGAGGCCUCCGUUGAUUUCGGCGGUUAAGAGGCAGUUGAGGAUUAGGACUAUUUAUGAGAGUAAGAUGCUUGAGUAUGAUGCGGAGAAGCAUUUGGUUGUGUUUUGGAUUUCGUGUGAGGCGGGGACUUAUGUGAGGACAAUGUGUGUUCAUUUGGGCUUGAUUUUGGGGGUCGGGGCGCAUAUGCAGGAGUUGAGGAGGGUGCGGUCGGGGAUUAUGGGGGAGAAGGAUAAUAUGGUGACGAUGCAUGAUGUGAUGGAUGCUCAAUGGGUGUUUGAUAAUUUUAGGGAUGAGAGUUAUUUGAGGCGGGUGAUUAUGCCGCUUGAGGUGCUUUUGACUAGUUAUAAGAGGUUGGUUGUCAAGGAUUCGGCGGUGAAUGCGAUUUGUUAUGGGGCUAAGUUGAUGAUUCCGGGGUUGUUGAGGUUUGAGAAUGAUGUUGAAGUUGGGGAGGAGGUUGUUUUGAUGACUACCAAGGGUGAGGCAAUUGCUUUGGGGAUUGCGGAGAUGACUACGGCUGUUAUGGCUACUUGUGAUCAUGGGGUUGUUGCGAAGAUUAAGAGGGUGGUGAUGGAUAGGGAUACUUAUCCUAGGAAAUGGGGGUUGGGACCUAAGGCUUCGAUGAAGAAGAAGUUGGUUGCUGAGGGGAAAUUGGAUAAGCAUGGGAAGCCGAAUGAGAAGACACCAGCUGAAUGGUUGAGGAAUGUUGUUCUUCCCACUGGUGGGGAUUCUAUUGUUGCUGGCCUAUCAGCUGUGACUGAACCUGUCAAGGCAGAGCCUAUCGAGGAGAGUGAUGUAAAGAAGAAGAAGAAGGAUAAGAGGAAGCUAGAGGACACUGAUUCCAGCCCUGCACCAGAAGUUUCCAAGAAAAUUAAAGUUGAGGAAGCUUUGGAGAGUGACAAGAAAGACAAGAAAAAGAAGAAGAAAAAGGGAGGUGAAGAGGAAGCUGCUGCUGUUUCGGAUGUGGAAACACCGAAAAAGGAAAAGAAAAAGAAGAGCAAGGAAACUGAUGAACCGGUGACUGAGGAGAAAUCUGAGAAGAAAAAGAAAAAGAAGAAGAGCAAAGAUGCUGAAAAUGGUGAUUCGCCCUCAGCUGCUGUUGGCAGUGGUGAUGAUGCUACCAAGAGCGAGAAGAAGAAAGAAAAGAAGAAAAAGAAGAAGAAAGAUGGGGCAGACGAGUAAAUGAAAAAUCAGCAUAUCAUGGUAAUACCAUAUAUCCUAUCCGUUUUUGUAUCAUCUCCAGGAAUUUGUAAUUGCUUAUGUGUUAGGUUUUUUCAUAGGUGCUUAAUUCCAAAAGACUUUGUUGAACUCAAGUGACAUGAGCUUAUGCUUAUUGCUCUUGAUUAGCACUGCGAUUGUCAUGUUUAUUUAUAAUGUUCCAGAGGCUUAUGUUUUCA